Anopheles nili is the source of this 552-nucleotide messenger RNA. RefSeq lists its product as uncharacterized. Bases 1 to 552 code for a protein of 183 amino acids. Lineage: Eukaryota; Metazoa; Arthropoda; Insecta; Diptera; Culicidae. The transcript has a single exon. The record is from RefSeq and is a predicted model, not a curated record.
AUGUUUCCGUUUCAGAUGUUUUGUUCGUCGGUGGUGAUGGCUUUUAUGGUGCUGCAAGGAAACAUCCUCGCAGCCAAUGGAAAAUACUUGUAUCACGAGCAAGAAGAUGGUCUACUCGACGAACGGUACCUGGACGCGCUGGAAGUCCUGAAAGAGGCCCACUCUGGUGCGACUCCGAUCCAUUCGAGUGUGUCGGAAAAAUCGAAAUCCGUCCCUGUUCCCGUGUUUCAAAAGAUUGGCGUCCCCGUGCCACAUCCGGUUCCUGUGGCCGUGCCGCAUUAUGUGAAGGUGUACAUCCCGCAGCCCUAUCCGCUUCAGGUGAACGUGGAGCAGCCGAUCAAGAUACCGAUCUACAAGGUGGUGCCGAAAGUGAUUGAAAAACCCGUCCCAUACACGGUCGAGAAACCGUACCCGAUUGAGGUGGAAAAGCCGUUCCCGGUGGAGGUUCUGAAAAAGAUCGAAGUGCCCGUACCUAAGCCGUUCCCGGUGCCAGUCACCGUGUACAAACAUAUCAUGCAAAACGAGAAAACCCACCGCAACUGGCAUUUCUAA